This is a messenger RNA of Chanos chanos (milkfish), 1035 nucleotides long. RefSeq lists its product as uncharacterized. The record is from RefSeq and is a predicted model, not a curated record. The transcript is spliced from 7 exons. Lineage: Eukaryota; Metazoa; Chordata; Actinopteri; Gonorynchiformes; Chanidae. Gene Ontology annotation, biological process: cell surface receptor signaling pathway; immune response. Gene Ontology annotation, cellular component: external side of plasma membrane. Gene Ontology annotation, molecular function: transmembrane signaling receptor activity. Bases 1 to 1035 code for a protein of 344 amino acids.
AUGGUCCUUGGCUGGACAAAGACCUUAGGGUUUUUAGCCUUGGCACAGGGCAAACCAGAAGUGACCCUGUUUCCACCGUUUAAACGUGUUUAUGUGGGAGAUGAAAUCCAGUUAAACUGUAAAGGCGCCAGCGGCCCAGUUAAAUGGUACAUCAGUGAUAAAGAGCAGAGCGGGGCGGGGCCAGUCCUUCAUAUUCCCAUGGCAACGCUCGCCAAUUCUGGCAGCUACGUCUGUGAAAAUGGGGAGAGGAGUGGAGUGAAAGAUCUCACUGUCCUGGACUCCCUUCCUCCAGCCUCUCUCUCCAUUAAGAUGGGUUUCCCGGUGAUGAGUGGUGGAGAUGGUGUGGUUGUGGAGCUGACGGUGGAUGAUGGUCUGGCCGACUGGUGGUGUGUGAUAGCACGAGGAACUGAUCCUAAAAACAUAACAGUAAACCGGUCCAACAGAGACAUGUUCACGGACGAUCAUUACACAGUCACACUCCACUUCGAUCUGAACCACGCUGACCGGGCCAUGGUGUGGUGUGUGAAAAAGUCAACAACAAAACGCAGCAACGCAAUAACCCUAAGAAAAACAGGAGAGACGGUCGCGUUGCGCUGUGUGGUUUACGGAAUCAGACAAACUGAUCAGGUGACGUUUUAUAAGAACAAUAACGAGCUUGUCACGAGUAAAGAUCCAAAGUUCACUAUCUCCAACGUGACCCAGGGGAAUGAGGGUGACUACAGCUGCAAAGUUGACUACACCAACAAAUCUGACCCUCAGCCUCUUCGAGUUAUAGUAUCGAGUAAUCAGCUGACCUGUUCAUGCCCCUGGUGUCCAGAGAAAGUCCAGUUCCACUGGUAUGAGCAUGGAGAAAAACUCCCGUCCAGUCCGCCAGGCAAGACCAUGACAGUCACAGAUGAGAAAAAAGAAUACACAUGUCGAGCAGUUUGGGACGAUGGAAUGUCUCUCAUGAGUCAAUAUAGUGCAGCUGGCUUGGGACCAGAGCGUGGAUUUAACAUUAUGGUGCUGGCCGUUGUUCUGCUGAUCUUGGGCUGA